AUGGCACUAGUGCCGUUUAUACAUUGCCUAAUCUUCAAAUAUUUGUCUUUGCCUUCUUGCAAUGUCAGCGAAUUCCCUCAAUUCUUAAGAGGCUCAAAAAGUUCGCAAUAUUUAGACCUUUCCAAUAAUAGUUUGAGCGGAAAUGUCUCCUCUCUAAUUUGCAAAAUGACUUCUCUUCAAUUUCUUGACUUGUCUCACAACAACUUGAGUGGAAUCAUUCCCCAUUGUUUGGGAAAUUUAAGCGACAGUCUUUGGAUGUUGAAUCUACAGAUGAACAAAUUUUAUGGAAUCAUUCCUCCAACUUUUACAAAAGGAUGUCAAUUGAAAAGUCUCAACUUAAAUGGCAAUCAAUUAGAAGGGCCUUUAACACGAUCCAUCCUUAAUUGUAGAGGUCCGGAAGUGCUAGAUCUUGGUGACAACAAGAUCAAUGUUACAUUUCCUCAUUGGUUGGGAAGUCUUCCAGAGCUACAAGUUCUUGUAUUGCGGUCAAAUCAACUGCACGGUUCCAUACAAGACAAUAGGUCCGGUCUUUCUUUUUCCAAAAUCCAAAUAUUUGAUAUCUCGAGCAAUUCUUUUUCUGGAGCACUCCCUGUGAGAUAUCUAAAAAAUUUCAAAGCUAUGAUAAAUCUGACUAAAGAUGAAAGUGCAAUGCAAUACAUAGGGUCGAGUAAUGGUUAUGAUCUUAGAUUCUGUAGCUACUCUAUUGGAAUUGUAAUAAAAGGAGUAGAAAUGGAAGUGGUGAAAAUUUUCACCAAGUUAACGACCAUUGACCUUUCAAAUAAUAAGUUUCGAGGAGAGAUUCCAAAGGUUAUUGGAAACCUUAACUCACUCAAGGGGCUUAACCUUUCUCAUAAUAACCUUAGUGGAUCCAUCCCCACUUCAAUAGGGAAUUUGAUUGGUCUUGAAUGGCUGGACCUUUCUUCAAACAAGCUGGUUGGGACAAUUCCAGAGAGAUUGCUAGAUCUGACAUCUCUUUCUGUUUUUAAUGUUUCUGAAAAUCAUCUUCAAGGUCAGGUUCCUCAAGGGAAACAAUUUAACACUUUUGAAAAUGAUUCAUAUGAUGGAAACGAGGGAUUAUGUGGAUUUCCGGUCUCUAAAGGUUGCAGCAACAGUAAGCCACCACCUUCAAACUUGCUAGAAGAAGAUUGCUCGAAAUAGAACAUUGCUUUUGGUUGGAAUGUAGUGUUGACAGGUUAUGGAUGUGGAGUUGUCAUUGGAUUGGUAAUGGGAUAUGUUGUUUUUCAAACUGGUAAGCCAAAAUGGAUUGUGGCUUUGGUUGAAGACCGACAUCAUAAGAGGCAAGAAAGGUCAAAGAUUGGCGAUCGCAAUGGUGGAGGAAGAAGAAUCUAGUCAGUGCAAAUAAUG
Molecule: messenger RNA, 1365 nt
Organism: Durio zibethinus
Lineage: Eukaryota; Viridiplantae; Streptophyta; Magnoliopsida; Malvales; Malvaceae
Source: RefSeq, a predicted model, not a curated record